Cavenderia fasciculata is the source of this 2292-nucleotide messenger RNA. RefSeq lists its product as uncharacterized. The transcript has a single exon. The record is from RefSeq and is a predicted model, not a curated record. Bases 1 to 2292 code for a protein of 763 amino acids. NCBI's taxonomy places the organism in Eukaryota, Evosea, Eumycetozoa, Acytosteliales, Cavenderiaceae.
AUGUUGUGUAGUAUUAAACAAGUACUAUGUAAUCGAUAUUUGAUAAGAUUAAUUGGAAAGGAGAUUACUUUACAAACUAAAGUAAUUACAAGAGAGACGUUGCGUAAUCGAUUGAUGGAUGAUAAAGUAGAGUUUGAUGUAGAUCAACUAAGACACCCAGAUCUAAUGAUUAGAAUGUAUCAUCAAGCAAAUAAUGUUGAAUGGAUGUUGCGUAAUGGGUACAUCUACUUGUUAAGAGAUAGACUACGAAUGUUUUUUAAACAAGUAGAUACAAAUAUCGAUAGUAGUAAUACUGCUACCAAUACUAUUAGUACGACAACUACAACAACUACAACAACUACUACGACAACUACAACCUUUCAAACAUACUAUCAAUUAGAUGUUAGUGGUAUGUGGUACAGUCAUGUAACACCCAGUAAUUUGGAUAUUCUAUCAGACUGUGACAUCAAGAGAUUGCUACAAUACGCAAUUACAACUCUCAAAAAUCAAUAUACACUUGAUGUGAUGAUGAUUGGUAUUUCAAUGUCUCGUAAUACUAGAUUGCUUAGAAUUGCAUUGGAAAACAUCAACCCGACUAUUCGUAAUACUUUUAUUCGUCAGCUACUCAAGAGUAGUUGUGAAGCUGGUAGUAUAGAGAUGUACGAAGAAAUAGAGAAAUAUAUACCUGUUAAACUAUCGGAUGACGAGUUGUACAAGUUUGUCUAUUAUUCUCUAUACCAUCGUCAACCUCACAUGGUUCAUUAUCUUGUCAAAAGACGUGGGUUACCUGGGUGUCCUCAAUACACCGCAUCGUCACGUCUCCCAGAUUGCCUCUACCAUCUAUUAGAGAGUAAUGAUGCCGAGCUAUACAAGUUGUUGUGUAUUGACAAUUUGAUUGUCACCGAUUCGCCAACAUCCCAUGUUCACAAUUACUUUGUAUCAUUAUUACCAAAUAUUACAAAGGUCACAAGUAAACAUAUAGACCUAUUACAAGUACUCCAAGUACACCGUAAUGGAGGUCAAUUAAGAAGUAACAAUAGUUAUUUGGCAACUUUAAAAUCAUUACUCAAAAAUUGUAACGACCCAAAAGAACAAGAAAGAAUUGGAGAGAUUUUGGAGAAUAUCUCAACUGUCUUGUCUGCAUUCUUUUUGGUGUUGCUCUAUGUUGGCAAGAAUCCAUCUUAUUAUCUACAAGUAGCAAUUAGCAAGGCUGUUCAAUCGAUACAAAGCAUUUAUUCGAGUAUGGUAGUAACACAAUUCCUCUACGACCAACUACCACAAAACAUUGCAAAUGGUCAAACUUUGUUAUUUAAUGCAACGUGUGUUUCAACUCGAUUGGAAUGUGUUACAUUGGUAUAUGAAAGAUUGGUAAAGGAUGGUAUUCAAAUCCACCAGGCUCCUCCUGGAACCCAACAUCUAGAGACCUUUCAAUUUAUCGAAAAACAUAUAUCAUCAUCACUGCUCGACGCAAACUACCUUUGGGACAUGUUACGUCAAUCAAUUGUAAUCAAUAAUUACCAACUCGUCUAUCAUAUCUUGUACCACUAUAUCUCACAACUUCAACAAUUACCAAAACAAUUUUUUAUUGAUGCACUCGGCACAUGCAACAUUGACAUUGUAACAUGUAUACUGGAAACAUAUCAACUUCAAGUGUCAGCUUUCACUCUGGACGAUAGUGACCUCGUCAAAAUAUUCUCAUCUAGAAAGGUUGUUUACUUUUUCGUUAAACAUUUUACAAAACUCGUUACAUUGUUUGUAGAUAUACGUAGUCUAUUUAAAUACAAGGUUGACGAUAUUAUAGCUUUGGCCAUUCACAUUAAUCGUCCCAAUGUAGUACUUCACCUCCAACCAACCAAUAUCCUAGGUGGUCUAGAUACAUACCUAGCAACACCCGAGAAAUUACUCAGUUCCAUCUUUCCUCUUCUUCGAGAGUAUCAACAAAUGAAAGACCAAGGUUGGACCGAUCUCGGUAGACUAGGCAACACCACUCUGGUCGAUCGAAUCCUAUCACAAUUCCCCUCUAAAAGACAAGCCAUUCAUCAUAAACUUUUACAAAUUGCUGCUGGUGCCUAUGCAGAGGGUCGUACCGAGUUGCUCGCCCACUUGGGACAGAAAUAUAAUCUAAAACACUACAACGUAGAUAAUAUAACCAUUUUAUUGAAAAAUAACCAAAUCAAAUUGUAUCGAUCAAAUAAUCUACAAAAAGCUUAUAGAGAAAAUAGAGAUAAUUUUGUACAAACUAAUUUUGGUAUUGAAACUUGGAAAAAGGAAGUUUAUGAUGAUACUCUUGGAUUGUUGAUGGUUUCAAAAUAA